This is a messenger RNA of Clonostachys solani, 3456 nucleotides long. Lineage: Eukaryota; Fungi; Ascomycota; Sordariomycetes; Hypocreales; Bionectriaceae. The record is from the annotation of a GenBank genome assembly.
AUGGCCCGCGGCACCUUGGUCCCGCCCAACUUCAGGGUCGACGUCCCGAGCGAGGACGAGCUCGUCGCCGUCGGCGUCGUAUGGGGCCUCUCGCUGCCCCUCACCGUCUUCGGCAUCUUCCGCUGCGUCCAGCAGACGUACAGCCAGUACAGGCGGACGAGGAGGGUCAACCUGUACAUGUUCCUCAUCUGGCUCGAGCUCAUCUCGACGACCUUGAUGGGGGGCACCGCUUGGGGAUACGUGCGGGGGGUUAUCCCACCCAGCAUGUGGUACUUUCUCGGGGCAGUCACCUCCACGAACAAUCUCAUCAUCAUGGCUUACGAAUUCCAAGUCAUCCUCUGGAUCGUCCAGAUCAACGCCAUCCUCCAGAUCAUCCUCAACCGGAUCAGCCUAAUCUCCGACAACAAGCCACACGUCCGCCGGGUCCAGUGGUUCCUCUUCGGCUGCGUGCUGCUCCUCCAGGUCGCCGUCGCCUGCUUCUGGGUCCCCGCGCAGCUCCAGAUCUCGGACCUGUACGUCGACAUCAACCACGUCUUCGACCGCACGGAGAAGGUCGUGUUCGCCCUCAUAGACCUGUGCCUCAACGUGUACUUCAUCCACCUGGUGCGGUCGACCCUCAUCGCCUACGGGCUGACCAAGUACGUCCUGCUGUAUCGCGUGAACAUAGCCAUGAUCCUCGUCUCCAUGACCAUGGACGUCCUCAUCAUCGGCAUGAUGUCGCUGCCGAGCGCCUUCUUAUACGUGCUGUUCCAUCCCCUAGCCUAUCUCAUCAAGCUCCACAUCGAACUAUCAAUGGCGGAGCUCAUCGCCAAGAUCGUCAAGGCCUCGAGCAGGAGCCGGAGUUGCCUGUGCCCCUGCACCGAGGCCGACAACGACAUCUUGGUCGCGCCCACCACCGGUCGCGUUUCAGAAUGGGGUCCCUUCCGGCGCCUACGGGAGACCCGAGCGGUGGAUCAGACUACGGCGACACGUACAGUAACGGCUGAAGACGCCAAUGUUGGCGGGGGCGGCGAGGUCGAACCGGUCGAGGUUCAUGACCUUGGCCCAGGCGCCGACAAAGUCGUUGACCAGCUUCUGGUGGCCGCCGGCGCUGGCGUACACCUCGGCCAGGGCGCGGAGCUCGGGCUGCGAGCUGAAGAUGAGGUCGAAGCGGGUGGCGGUCCACUUCUUGGCGCCCGACUUGCGGUCGGUGCCCACGAAGACGUCCUUGGAGUCGUCGGCGGCCUUCCACUCGGUGGACAUGUCCAGCAGGUUGACGAAGAAGUCGUUGGUCAGGACACCGGGGCGGGUGGUGAGGAUGCCGUGGGACGAGCCGUCAAAGUUGGUGCUGAUGGCGCGGAGACCGCCGAUGAGGACGGUCAGCUCCGGGGCGGAGAGCUUGAGGAGGUGGGCGCGGUCGACGAGGGUCUGCUCCUGCUUGACGCGGCCAGACGAGCUGCCGUAGUUGCGGAAGCCGUCGGCGAUGGGCUGGAGGUAGUUGAAGGACUCGACGUCGGUCUGCUCCUGGGUGGCGUCGGCACGGCCAGGGAUGAAGGGCACGACCAGAUCGACACCAGCGGCGCUGGCAGCGCUCUCUACGGCGGCGGAACCGGCGAGGACGAUGAGAUCGGCCAGGGAGAUGCGCUUACCGGUGGUCUGGGACUUGUUAAAGGAGGUCUGGAUGCGCUCGAGGACGCUGAGGACCUCGGCCAAUUGCUGGGGGCGGACGUGGCCACCGUUGGCACCACCACGCUUGUCGCUGCCACGGAAAGUAGAGGCAGAAGCCCAGGCAGUAGAGACGAGCUUGGAGAUGCUGAGACCCGAGUUGAGGACCUCGCGCUUGAGGCUCAGGAUAUCCCUCCCAUCAACGAGCAGGUGGUUGAUAGCAGGGAUGGGGUCCUGCCAGAUGAGCUCCUCCUCAGGAACCUCAGGGCCCAGGUAGAGGAUGCGAGGACCCAUGUCACGGUGGGUGAGCUUGAACCAGGCGCGGGCGAAGGCAUCGUUGAACUGGUCUGGGUUCUUGAGGAAGCGGCGCGAGAUCUUCUCGUACUCAGCAUCGGCCCGGAGAGCGAUGUCGGUCACCAACAUUCUGGGGGGGUGCUUCUUGGACUUGUCGAAGGCGUCGGGGAUGAUGUUGUCGGCAUUCUUUGCGACAAACUGUGGGGCGCCGCCAGGGCCCUCGACGAGCUCCCACUCGUAGCCGAACAGGUACUCGAAGAAGUUGUUGCUCCACCAGGUGGGAGUCUUGGUCCAGAUAACCUCCAGACCAGAUGUGAUGGCAUCGGCGCCCUUUCCGGACUUGUAGCUGUUCUUCCAGCCCAGACCGUUCUGCUCGAUGGAAGCACCCUCGGGUUCGGGGCCGACAUGGCUGUCGGGAGCGGCGCCGUGGGUCUUGCCAAGGGUGUGACCACCAGCAAUCAGAGCGACGGUCUCCUCGUCGUUCAUGGCCAUGCGGCCGAACGCCUCGCGGAUGUCGUGGGCGGCAGCGACGGGGUCGGCAUUGGCGUUGGGCCCGCGGGGGUCGACGUAGAUCAGGCCCAUGUUGGUGGCUCCCAGGGGCUUUUCGAGGCUCUGGGCAUGUGCCUUGCCGUACUUGGUCUCCAGCGAGGGGCCGGAGGCGAAGCGCUUGUCCCUGCCCUCGGGGAAGAAGCUGGUCUCGGAGCCCCAGUAGACGGACUCGUCGGCCUCCCAGGUGUCGGCGCGGCCGCCGGCGAAACCAAAGGUCUUGAAACCCAUGGACUCGAGGGCGACGUUGCCGGCAAGGAUCAUCAGGUCGGCCCAGGAGAUCUUGUUGCCAUACUUUUGCUUGAUGGGCCACAGCAGGCGGCGGGCCUUGUCGAGGUUGCCGUUAUCGGGCCAGCUGGAGAGAGGGGCGAAUCGUUGUUGACCCUGGCAAGAAAAAAAAGUUCCGGGAUCGCGCUCUCUUACCUGGCCACCGCCGCCUCGGCCGUCGAAGACGCGGUAGGUACCAGCCGAGUGCCAGGCCAUGCGGAUGAAGAGACCGCCGUAGUGGCCGAAAUCGGCUGGCCACCAAUCCUGGGAGUCGGUCAUCAGGGCCGUCAGGUCGGCCUUGAGGGCAUUGUAGUCGAGGCUCUUGAACUCCUUGGCAUAGUCAAAGUCGGCGCCGAAGGGAUCCGAGGCAACUCCGUUCUGGCGCAGGAUGUCGAGGCGGAGCUGCUCGGGCCACCAGUCGCGGUUCUUGGGGCCGCCGCCAGCGACGUUGGACUGGGCGUAGGGGCACUUGCUCUCACUCAUGGUGACGAGGCUGGUGCUUAUCGUGCGGUGUGGGGAGAGGAGAAGUCGUCGUGGUUCUGGUCUCCGGAGGUACGCUCUGGGUAUCAAUCGUCCAAAGAGAGGCAUCGACAAAACAGAAAGCAGAGGAGGGGGGGGAGAACAGCGGUAACGGUGCAGCUGGCAGGUCGGCGGUCUUAUACCGACGGCACGAUUGCUUCGAUUCAGGCUAGGGUGGGAGGGUGA